This is a messenger RNA of Ustilaginoidea virens, 3069 nucleotides long. RefSeq lists its product as uncharacterized. The coding region runs from base 1 to 3069 and encodes 1022 amino acids. Gene Ontology annotation, molecular function: protein serine/threonine kinase activity; ATP binding. The record is from RefSeq and is a predicted model, not a curated record. NCBI's taxonomy places the organism in Eukaryota, Fungi, Ascomycota, Sordariomycetes, Hypocreales, Clavicipitaceae. Gene Ontology annotation, biological process: peptidyl-threonine phosphorylation; actin cortical patch assembly; protein autophosphorylation. Gene Ontology annotation, cellular component: cytoplasm. The transcript is spliced from 3 exons.
AUGGCUUCUUACAGGCAUCAACCGAUGCCUCAUCCAGGCUCGAGGCACGGCCCCCAAGGGGGAUACGCACCACAGUCCACGCCUCAUCAUGGCGCUCCACCUGCCGGCACAUUCUCCCCCGGUACCAAGAUCCAAGUCGGCAGCCAUCGAGUCGUCAUCCAGAAAUACCUGUCAGAAGGGGGUUUUGCCCAUGUCUACUUGGUCAAGCUUCCCUCGCCCGUCGACGGCACGGAUCUCGCCGUUCUCAAGCGUGUUGCGGUGCCGGACAAGGAAUCCUUGCGGGGCAUGCGCACCGAGGUCGAGACCAUGAAGCGCCUCAAAGGACACCGACCGAUCGUAACAUACAUUGACUCUCAUGCCUCGGAACUCAAAGGCGGUGGCUACGAAGUCUUUCUCCUCAUGGAGUUCUGCGACGGGGGUGGUCUGAUCGAUUACAUGAACACGCGACUGCAGCAUCGAUUGACAGAGCCCGAGAUCCUGCACAUCUUCUCCGAUGUCGCAGAAGGGGUUGCCUGCAUGCACUACCUGAAACCACCUUUGCUCCACCGAGAUUUGAAAGUCGAGAAUGUUCUCAUCGUGAACUGCUCCUCUUCCAAGCAGUUCAAAGUGUGCGACUUUGGUUCUGCUGCGCCUCCUCGCCCGGCGCCGACCACCGUAGUCGAAUGUCGCCUGGCGGAUGAAGAUGUGCAAAAGCACACGACGCUGCAGUAUCGGGCUCCGGAGAUGGUCGACGUGUACAGGAAGAAACCGCUCAACGAGAAGUCGGAUAUAUGGGCCCUCGGCGUUUUCUUGUACAAGCUUUGCUAUUACACGACACCAUUCGAGGAUCAAGGACAAUUGGCUAUUCUCAACGCAAGCUUCAAGUAUCCCAGCUAUCCCGUGUUUUCAGACAGACUCAAGAAGCUCAUCGGCUCAAUGUUGCGAGAGGACAUGACAGUCCGACCAAACAUAUACCAAGUCCUGAAUGAAGCAUGCGACAUGCAAGGUAUCAAAGUACCCAUUCAUGAUAUUUACCGCAAUCAAUCACAAGGGCAAGGUCAGGCUGCAAGCAAAGCGUCGCCAACAAACCCGCCGCAGUCAACACGAGAGCCUAUUGUCGGAGCCAUGUACCAUUCGCCGGCUGAAGAGAAGAAAGACAUUCCCACUGUAGUGCCAAUGCGACGAGGCCGUCCUACGGUCCAGCCCCAAGCACAGAAACAAGGGUCUCGGUCUCCAGCGCCCAAGGUGACGAACGGGGACCCUUUCGCUGCGCUCGACUCGAAAGCUGGCCGCAGGUUGGUCGAGGAAGAUGAGAUAGCAUCUCGAUUCCCAACGUUGGACCAAUUCACUCUUUUCCAUGAAAAGGGCAGCAAGUUUGACUUUGACACUUCAGCAUCUUCCCCAUCUUCUCAGGAUCAUGUCAGAAACAAGCGUCUCACAGAGCGUCUCGCAGACGAAGCGUUUUCUUUGUCGCAACAAACCCCAGAAAAGCCUUUGCCGUCCUCGAGACCGCAUUCCGCCACACCUGCUGUCCAACAACCGCAACCCGCUCCCUCUCCCCCGGCCGAAAGGCCGCCCUCAAAGACUCCAACAACGCUACUUGGAACGGAAACCCACCGAUCCGGUCGAGCACCUUCAAUAGUUCAUAACAAUCGGACGACAUCAUCGCAGACUUGUCCCGAGUAUGUUUCAACAGGAACAAUGACGUCGGACUUGCCGUCCAGGGCUUCAACUCCUCAGGCGAAUUCGCCAUACGCACAGGUCUUGCCCGAGCGCAGUGCCUCUAAGCCCAGCUCAGAUGCGCCGCUACCAAGUGUUCACCCACCUCAUCUUCGGCAGCCGUCUCCGUCAUCACGACCAUCCCUGGAAGAUAAUCGCCAUCAAGCCCAUCAAGCCCAGACAGCCGAGGCAGUGGAAAGGUCUACUGCAUUCAACACCCGACCCCGCCCAGCCAGUACGAGCUUCGAAUCAAGCACUCCAGCGUUUUUGCGAGAAAACAGAUCAGCGAACUCGCAAAAGAUUUCCCUACACGCUGGUUCACGAGCUGUACCUCAACCAUCGGACACCCAUCCGACAGCCAAUUCACAGAGCAGAGCUGACAGCCCCAAUAUCACUGAAGAAUCGUCGUUUGAAAUUGGCGGGCCCAACGCCGAGCCUCGGGGCAAGAAAUUCGUCAUUGGCAAGAGAAUGACUUUGCCGACUCCUCGGGUACUAAAUACGCAUUCAAGGAAAUUCGACGAUCCGGUCAAUCAGCUGGACGCCACUUCCUCCCAUGGAUCCGGCAUCGCCAACCGCGCUGACUCCCCCAGCCGCUUCGUCGGGCCGCCUAAUCCUGCCGCCGCCAUCAACCGAGAACCAGCCGCGGAUCAAAGUGUCAAUGCUCUUGAUGAUAUGAACGAGGAUGGUUCAAAGCCCGAAAUCAGAAGGGAACUCGAACGGCGAAAACUCGAGGAAGAGGAAAAAAGAGUAACGGCUGCCCAGGCUGAAUAUCGAAAUUGUGUCAGUUCAUCCGGUCGGCCUGUGCCCGGGCCCAAGAACGUUGGUGGGCCUCCACGAACGGCCAGUACGAUACAAAGCCGCAUGCAAAGCCUUCUCAACGAGGAACAUCGGCCCGUAAGUAUCCAGAGAACCGCUCAAGGAUAUGGAAAAUACACCGAUGCUCCAUCUGAGUGCACCAACCAGAAACCACCAGCAGCCACAAAGCGUAAAUCCGUCGGCGCUAAACCAAUCGCCGGAGCACCCUCCAAGGCCGUCAAUGCCAUCAAUUCCAACAAAUCUCAUGUAUCAAAAAUGGCGAUGUUGGCACCAUCCACGUCUCCCAAGCCCGCAGGGUCUAAACCCCCAGCCCCCAAGAAGAAGCCGACGCACCUGAACAGUUUUCCCACAACAGGACAUGCGGAGUCGCCAGUGAAGCAGGUGUUGACGGCUCAGUCGGAACAGCUUAUCGCGAUAGAUCUUGCAGGCCAGCCAAUCUUGGAAAUGUCUGCAAAAGAUAAAGAGGAUUAUAUCCAGGAUUUCACAAAACGAUUCCCAAGUUUAAGUUCAAUAGAGCUGGAAUCGCAGCAGGGUCGUGGCGGCGGAUCGCGGUAA